UUGACGUUUAUCUAAAAGCUUAAUUAAAAUGUGAGUUUCACUUGGGAUUGUUAUACAAAAUGCCGUCAAAAGAUCUUCAACUAAAAUCUUAAUGAACGCUGCAACCUACAAACUCAUAAGCGAUUCAUUAUGGAACAAUACAGCGCCGAACAACGCAUUAACAGAAAAUGUAGACGAAAAUACAACGUUGUACCAAAUCGUGAAAGCGGACGAAAUACACGAAAUAAACUUUUGUAAUAAAACAACACACAAUGACAAAUGUGGUAAUUUGAAUUAUGACGUUUUUGAAGCGUCUGUUGUUGGCGUGUUAUGUCUUCUUAUAGUGGUAACAGUCAUAGGGAAUACUUUAAUCAUAUCAGCUGUGGUAACAACAAAACGAUUAAGGACGGUAACAAAUUGUUUUGUUACAAGCCUCGCAGUAGCCGAUUUACUGGUUGGUAUUUUUGUGAUGCCUCCCGCGAUUGCUGUGCAUAUAAGAGGUGAAUGGGAGUUGGGUUGGAUACUAUGCGAUAUCUGGAUAAGCCUGGACAUUCUUCUCUGCACUGCCUCGAUUCUCUCCCUCUGCGCCAUAAGCAUAGAUCGGUAUCUAGCCGUCACCAGACCAUUGACGUAUUCUAGAAGAAGAAGAUCUAAGAAGUUGGCAUUGACCAUGAUUCUGUUCGUUUGGGUGGUCGCUGGCGCAAUCACGUGUCCACCAAUGUUUGGGUGGUAUGAGCCAGAUCAUAACCAAGGCGGUGUCUGCAGAUACAAUCAAAACCCAGGAUAUGUGGUCUUCUCGGCGAUGGGGUCUUUUUUCCUGCCAAUGAUUGUGAUGGUGUAUGUAUAUGCCAGAAUAUCCUGUGUGGUUGCCAGACGGCAUCAGCAGUUAGCCAGUACGACUAGUAAAUGUAGUAAGAAAGGAAAUUUAUCUUGCAUCCGGACAGAGUCUGAUUCCGGAUCAGACAAACAUUCUCUCAGACAGACAGCUUCUAAGCAAACAGUUACCCACGCAUCACAACAGAUUGACAAUACCACUCAAACCGAACAGAAAUGCCCAUGCUGCUUUCGCACAGAGAAGAAACCAAAAGCCAAGGCAAAAGAAAAAGAUUCAAAAUCUUACAGCGAUGUCCAGUUUAAAUCAAAUUUCAAAUACAAAGAUUCAAGGCGUGCGACCCAUUCAGUUAAAGACGCAGAAAACAAUAGAGUAUCAUCACUAAGAAGGGAGACAAAAACAGCUCAAACGUUGAGUUUUGUUGUCGGAGGUUUUAUCGCGUGUUGGUUGCCAUUCUUCGUGUAUUACAUCCUCACCCCCUUUAUACCAAGCAACUAUGUAAACGAAGUUCUAAUGUACAUACUAACAUGGUUAGGCUGGUUCAAUUCCGCGAUAAAUCCAUUUAUUUACGCGUUCUAUUCUCCCGAUUUCAGAUUAGCAUUUUGGAGACUUACUUUCAGGAAGUGUAAACGGAAUAAGCGCCGGAUCUAAUUAAUUUAUUUUGUCAGGUUAUAUUCAGACAGUUUUAAUAUAGCAACCUAAAAUUGAGGUGAUUUUUUAUGUAGGAAAUAUUAAGAGGGUGAAAUUAGAUAAGCUUCGAAAUGUAUAUAACGAUUGUGGUAUAGUAUUAUAAUAGGUUACUAAAAUUCACGAUCAAAUUGGUGAUGUAAUUACAGGUCAGGUCAAGAUAAGCAAGAAAAUGAUUGGUGUGAGUGGAGGUAACAGAGGACCGUAGUAAAAAUUGAUCCGUAAACUUUGCUUCACCUUGGGAGACAUGCGCAAUUUAUUAGUAUUUAAGGCU
Molecule: messenger RNA, 1772 nt
Organism: Leptidea sinapis
Lineage: Eukaryota; Metazoa; Arthropoda; Insecta; Lepidoptera; Pieridae
Gene: TAR2
Product: octopamine receptor 1-like
Exons: 5
Coding region: 92-1462 (456 amino acids)
Biological process (GO): adenylate cyclase-activating adrenergic receptor signaling pathway
Cellular component (GO): membrane
Molecular function (GO): G protein-coupled receptor activity
Source: RefSeq, a predicted model, not a curated record